Molecule: messenger RNA, 345 nt
Organism: Phytophthora sojae
Lineage: Eukaryota; Oomycota; Peronosporomycetes; Peronosporales; Peronosporaceae
Exons: 1
Coding region: 1-345 (114 amino acids)
Source: RefSeq, a predicted model, not a curated record
AUGCGUCUCCUUCGCGACAUCGCCAUCGCCGUAACGAUAGUAGUCUCCACCAUCACCUCCGUAGAAGCAGGCAAUCUGCGUGGCAGUGUCAGCGUCCCCAAAUACAACUGCGGCGCGCCGGCUUCGGUCUAUCAAGGCUCCGUGAAAUACUCGAGCACGGCACCAGGAUCAACAGCCACGUACACGUGUAUGAAGGGCACCAACAUGAAAGGCCCAGCGACAAUCCGUUGCACGAACCAAGGUAUUUGGUCACCACAGCCGCCCGAAUGCCGCGUCACCUACCUGGCGUCCAAAGACAACACUUACAAGAACCACGACACGGGCUACCAGUUGUACUCCGGUUGA